Trichoderma virens Gv29-8 is the source of this 1476-nucleotide messenger RNA. RefSeq lists its product as uncharacterized. Lineage: Eukaryota; Fungi; Ascomycota; Sordariomycetes; Hypocreales; Hypocreaceae. The transcript has 2 exons. The record is from RefSeq and is a predicted model, not a curated record. Gene Ontology annotation, molecular function: protein serine/threonine kinase activity; ATP binding. Bases 1 to 1476 code for a protein of 491 amino acids. Gene Ontology annotation, biological process: intracellular monoatomic cation homeostasis; intracellular signal transduction; protein phosphorylation.
AUGCCGUCUGCUCCAAACGAGACAAAACCGAGCUCUGCUCAGAGCUCAAAGCCUUCGUCUAUCAAGUCAUCGCACGAAGGGGGAAAGAGGUCGCCUACCCUGGCUUCGCAGGCCGGGUCUGAGAGACUCUCCCCCUCGCCAAGCGAGACUCAGCUGAAGCCUCUCCCCGAGAAGGCCUCAGUCAAGGAUCGCCUUUCGCGCAUGUUCUCCAGCAAGGACGUCACCAAGGUCAGCGCCAAUGGCGAUAUUACUCCUCGCUCCCGCGGCCCUUCGGUCAGCGGCGCUUCCACCCCAGUGCCGCGGAAAGAAUCAAUAGAGAAGCCCGCCGAAAAGCUCCCCGCCGCCAAACCGAAAGAGCCCGUCAAACCCAAGGAACCCUCAAGUCGCUUCACCACCAUGGCCGACGCCCCAGGCGGGCACGAGCACUUCCUGAGAUCUAGCCGUAGGCAGGAGAAGCUGUCCGACAUGUGGCGUAGCAUCAUCGGAAAGAAGCAAGAACCCCCGCCUGAGAACGACCUCUCGCUCGUCUCCAACUGGGUCGAUUCGCUCCGUCAAGAGAAAGAAGAGGCCAUCGACAAGAAGGGCGGACCCCACGCUACCUCGACCCUGGUGGAGAAGUACGGCAAGUGCCAAGAAAUCGUUGGCCGAGGCGCCUUUGGCAUCGUCAGGAUAUCCCACAAAAAGGUUGGCAGCAGCGGCGAGAAGCUGUUCGCCGUCAAGGAGUUCCGCCGACGACCUGACGAGUCGGAGAAGAAGUACAGCAAGCGCCUUACGGCCGAGUUCUGCAUCUCGUCUUCCCUGCGCCACCCCAACGUCAUCCACACCCUCGACCUGCUCAAGGACGCCAAGGGCGACUACUGCGAGGUCAUGGAGUUUUGUGCCGGCGGGGACCUGUACACUCUCAUCCUGUCGAGCGGCAAGCUCGAGGUCCAAGAGGCCGACUGCUUCUUCAAGCAGAUGAUGAGGGGCGUCGAGUACCUCCACGAGAUGGGUGUUGCCCACCGUGACCUCAAGCCCGAGAACCUGCUGCUCACCACGCGCGGCGCCCUGAAGAUCACCGACUUCGGCAACGGCGAGUGCUUCCGCAUGGCCUGGGAGACAGAUGCCCACAUGGUCUCUGGCCUCUGCGGAUCGGCCCCUUACAUCGCUCCCGAGGAGUACACUGACAAGGAGUUUGACGCUCGCGCCGUCGAUGUUUGGGCCUGCGGUGUCAUUUACAUGGCCAUGCGCACCGGAAGACACCUAUGGCGUGUCGCCAAGAAGGACGACGAUGAGUUUUACUUCCGCUACCUGGAGGGCCGCCGCGAUGAAGAGGGCUACGGCCCAAUCGAGUCAUUACACAGGGCUCGUUGUCGCAACGUCAUAUACUCCGUGUUGGAUCCCCAUCCGACACGUCGUCUCACGGCUGCUCAGGUCCUCAAAUCUGAGUGGGUUCGUGAGAUCAAACUUUGCAAGGCCGGUGAAGAAGGCCUCUGA